Salmo salar (Atlantic salmon) is the source of this 4915-nucleotide messenger RNA. It is a transcript of the gene rhobtb2a, whose product is annotated as Rho related BTB domain containing 2a. Gene Ontology annotation, molecular function: protein binding; GTP binding; GTPase activity. Lineage: Eukaryota; Metazoa; Chordata; Actinopteri; Salmoniformes; Salmonidae. The record is from RefSeq and is a predicted model, not a curated record. Gene Ontology annotation, biological process: small GTPase-mediated signal transduction.
UUGCUGAUUGAUGACGGGACUAUCGGUAUUUGCUAAAAGCAGUCUGCUUCAGACCGUGGCCAACAUGCCAAACGAGAGAGAACGUCAUUGGACUAAGGAAUUUAUUCUGCCAAAACAGUAGCAUGAUCAUCAGUGAUCCGGUAAACUGGCAAUCCACCCCUGACUUCAGUGUGCGCCGACGUCCAAGAUCCCCGCCUUCACCCAUUCUGUAACUUAAUAUUGGAGCUAUUUCAUAUGAAUUGGCGUGCAUUUUGAGAUAGCCACUGUGAGACGAUCCAAUAAUAGCCCUAUAUUGGAACUCAACCCACAGAGACCAAAAAUACCUACACAGCAGUAUACACUCGAAUUUCGUCGAAACUCAAAUGUCAUCAGUUUCGCCGUGCUCAUUGUGAAAAACAGUUGCAUUGUUGCAACUCCUCGUUCUGGAGGUUGACUGGGUGUGCCUUUUUAUAAAUGAAUAUCACGAGGCAGAUAGGAAGGACAACUGGUAUGUUUUAAUAAUUGGCUUUCAUUCACAUGUGAAAUUUCCCACGGUAUAGUGGCUGGCUUGUUAUGCUAUGCUAUUUUGUUGCCUCAUGGUGCAGUCUGGCUGAGUCUGAACACAUUGUUUACAUUUUUGCGCGUGGCUGUCAGUCUACCAUGGUUCCCCAAUCGGUAGCCUGCGGACCAAAUUCGGCUUUCUGACCAUAAAAAACUAUGUAUAGCCUACUAAAUGUAUAUAUUUAACAAUUAUUCCAACUCGUUAAUAUAUAGGCAUAUGUGAUCGUAUCCCAAUGUAAAUCAAAGUUAGAAAGUAUUCUGUUUUUGUCAAAUACUGUAGGCUAUCUAUUUGGGAUUCUUGCGGUCUAUUUGCCGUGUAGUCUACAAAUUCUAACUAUGUUCCGGCCCCCGAACUUCCGCUCAAGGAAAAAUCGGCCCACGGCUGAAUGUAAUUUGGGACUCCUGGUAAACCUUAUUCAGUUGCCAUACCCCGUUAGAGUAUAACGGGGUUACGAUAGGUCUAUGUUCUGUCAAUCUAUUGCCCAUUGCAUGGGUUAGCAGGGUAUGACACAGAAGCAAGUCUGGUUCCCUUGGAAACUGAAUAACGAGAUCAGCAACCACCAUUUUUGAGACGUGAGGCCCCAGUUGAUGGAUUCUGACAUGGACUAUGAGAGGCCAAACGUUGAGACUAUCAAGUGUGUGGUGGUAGGGGACAACGCUGUUGGGAAGACCCGCCUUAUCUGUGCCCGAGCCUGUAAUGCAACACUGACUCAGUACCAAUUGCUUGCUACGCAUGUACCCACUGUCUGGGCCAUAGACCAGUACAGAGUUUGCCAGGAAGUUCUGGAGCGAUCUAGGGAUGUGGUGGAUGAGGUCAGCGUGUCGUUGCGACUCUGGGACACGUUCGGGGACCAUCACAAGGACCGACGAUUUGCAUAUGGAAGGUCAGAUGUGGUGGUUCUAUGUUUCUCCAUCGCCAACCCAAACUCCCUGUACCAUGUGAAGACCAUGUGGUACCCUGAGAUCAAGCACUUUUGCCCCCGGGCUCCAGUCAUCUUGGUGGGCUGCCAGCUGGACCUGCGUUAUGCUGACCUGGAGGCAGUCAACAGGGCACGACGGCCACUAGCAAGACCGAUUAAAUCCAAUGAGAUUUUGCCUCCAGAGAAGGGCCAUGAGGUGGCCAAAGAGCUGGGAGUGCCAUACUACGAGACCAGUGUUGUGGCUCAGUUUGGAGUAAAGGACGUAUUUGAUAACGCCAUCCGAGCCGCCCUAAUCUCACGGCGCCACCUGCAGUUCUGGAAGUCUCACCUGCGCAAUGUGCAGCGACCCCUCCUCCAGGCCCCCUUCCUGCCUCCCAAACCCCCCCCUCCCAUCAUCACUGUACCACCUCCCCCCACCACCACCGAGGAGCAUCCUGACCGUCUUCUAGAGGACCCCCUGUGUUCCGAUGUCAUCCUGGUCCUACAGGAGAAGCAGAGAAUCUUCGCUCACAAGAUCUACUUGGCCACGUCCUCCUCCAAGUUCUAUGACCUCUUCAUCCUGGAUGCCCGACCUGAGGAGUCUGAGCGGCCCACGCGCGCCACCGCUCUGUCUGGCCGCGAGAUGCUGAUGCGGGCUGCAAGCUUCGAUGUGUGUGAGAGCACUGACGAGGGCGACAGGACCAACCUGCGGGCCUGCACCAGUGAUGGAACCCUGAGAGACUCUGAGGGAGGCCGGAGAGGCAGACUGCUGUCUACCUUGAGCAGAGCUUUUGUCAGCAUUCAGGAGGAGCUGGUGGAUGACCCAGUGACCUACAACCCCAGGCCUAUGACCGUGGUGUACAUGGACCAGUCCAUGCAGCUGGGGCCCUUCCGCGCUGUGCUGCGAUACCUGUACACGGGCCAGCUGGACGAGCAUGAGAAGGAGCUGAUGCACAUUGCACACAUUGCUGAGCUGCUGGAGGUCUUUGACCUGCGCAUGAUGGUGGCCAAUAUUCUUAACAACGAGGCCUUCAUGAACCAGGAAAUCACCAAAGCCUUCCAUGUACGACGAACCAACAGAGUCAAAGAGUGCCUGGCCAAAGGCACCUUCUCUGAUGUAGCGUUCAAGCUGGAUGAUGGAACGAUCAUGGCCCAUAAGCCCCUGCUCAUCUCCAGCUGUGACUGGAUGGCAGCUAUGUUUGGGGGGCCCUUUGUGGAGAGCUGCACCAAAGAGGUGCUGUUUCCCAACACAACUCGCAGCUGUAUGAGGGCUGUGCUGGAGUACCUCUACACUGGGCGUUUCUGUUCCCGCACUGACCUGGAUGCCAUGGAGCUCAUUGUUCUCGCCAACCGUCUUUGCCUCCCACACCUGGUUGCACUUACAGAACUCUACACAGUGACAGUAUUGAUGGAGGCUGCUAUGAUGGGGGCUGAUAUUGAUGGAGAUGUGCUGGUGUACCUGGAGAUGGCUCAGUUCCACUGUGCCCAACAGCUAAGUGGCUGGUGCCUUCACCACAUCUGCACCAACUAUAAUAGUGUGUGUCGCAAGUUUCCUCGAGACAUGAAGGCCAAAUCUACAAACAACAAGGACUACUUUGAGAAGCACCGCUGGCCACCAGUGUGGUUCCUGAAGGAGGACGACCACUAUCAAAGAGCACGGAAGGAGCGGGACAAGGAGGACUUCCUGUACCAGAGGAGGCAGUGUAAACGCAAGUGGCUCUUCUGGAACCUUCCCUCUGCCAACUCUUCCUCUUCUGGUUCCAAUGCUGUCAUCUGAUUGGCUCUCAGGGUACAGGCAAGGCCCACUGUGGGGAUGACUUGGGAAAGUGGAGCAUCAGCACUGUUGGCCAGACACUAGGCCCCCUCAUUAAGGCCCUCCUUCAUUUCUCUUUUUGCAUCUGCAGCCAAGCUACACUCUCCCAGGUUUGCAGGGUCAGCUAAAUCAAAUAAUGAACAAAAUGAGCCUCUUUUGCUUUUUGUGUUAGCAUAUCCUGUCACAUUGCAGUGCAGAGACCAUGAAGCUAAAACCUUAAAGCUCAAUGACUUCAACCUUAUGAACAAGGCAAGGUAAAUGCUGGUGCAGGUGACUGCUCAAUAUGGUGUUGAUAUUCCUGCAUACACCACCAGGAGGAGAACGGAGGAAGUUAUGAGAGGGAUUUGCAUCAGGUUACAGAACUGUGAUCCUAAGCUCAUGAUAAACAUUGACUGACUUGAAUUGACAACCAAGUGCUUAUUAGCUGCAACAGACAAAUGGCAAAGACCAAUGACCAGCAAACCAACACAGAAAUCAAGUCUCAGUGAUACAACACUUUGCCUUUAAGUGUUUGUACAAUCUACCAAACCAGGAUGUGUACAGUAAAAUUAUAACCACUCCUCAACCAGAAAUAUCAACAAAAUGCAUUACGUCUACAUUACGAUUAAUCUAUUAAUGUCAUGUAGGGCAUCGUCUUAGACCAUCUUCCCAUUGGAAACCACUUUCUGUACAGAAUUAUGUUUUAAAUAGUGGAGGUUUGACUCCUUUACAGUUAUUACAUAUUUUAAUGUUUGUAUACAACUUGCACAGCUGACGUUGAUAUGAGUGUAUACACGACCAGUGUUCUUGUGAUGCAGGGGUUAAAGUGCUCUGUCACAACGACGGGUUUCCAUCAUAUGGAUGACACAUGAGGUUUGAUAAAUGUAUAGUACCAGUCAAAAGUUUGGACACCUACUCAUUCCUGGGUUUUUCAUUAUUUUUACUAUGUUCUACAUUGUAGAAUAAUAGUGAAGGCAUCAAAACUAUGAAAUAACACACAUGGAAUAAUGUAGUAACCAAAAAAGUGUUAAACAAAUCAAAAUAUAUUUUAUAUUUGUCACGUGUGCACCCUCUCCGGCCUCUAGGUCCCCAGGCUGCUCGUAAUGGCGCACACCUGUCACCAGCAUUACGCGCAUAAUGACACUCACCUGGACUCCAUCACGUCCUUGAUUACCUACUCUAUAUACAUGUCAUUCCCUUUGGUUUCAUGUCGGUUCGUGUUUCUUGUUUUGUUCAUUUAUUUAUUAAAUAUAUUCACUCCCUGAACUUUCUUCCUGACUCUCAGUGUACAACGCUACAAUAUUUGACAUUCUUCAAAGUAGCCACCCUUUGCUUUGACAGCUUUGCACACUCUUGGAAUUCUCUCAACCAGCUUCACCUCGACUGCUUUUCCAACAGUCUUGAAGGAGUUCCCACAUGCUGAGCACUUGUUGGCUGCUUUUCCUUCAGUCUGCGGUCCAACAUCCUAAACCGUCUCAAUAGGGCUGAGGUCGGGUGAUUGUGAAGACCAGGUCAUCUGAUGCUGCGUUCCAUCACCCUCCUGCUUGGCCAAAUAGCCCUUACACAGCCUGGAGGCGUGUUGGGUCCUUGUCCUUGUCCUGUUGAAAAACAAAUGAUAGUCCCACUAAGCACAAACCAGAUGGGAUUGUGUAUCGCUGCAGAAUGCUGUGGUAGCCAUUCAGGU